AAUGCAAAGUUUCGAGUUGUUUAUGGUGAUGAAGAUAAUGAUUAUGUAGAAUCUAAAGAAAGUCCUUCAGCAGUGGCAAAUUUAUAUCAAAAAUGGAAUGGAAUUCUUUUAUUUGGGUUACAACUACAACAAAUAAAAGAUAUUCGAGAAAUGAAACAAGUUAAUUAUAGUUUAAAGCCAUAUUCAUUGUUAAGUGAAUCAGGUCAACGAAAUAGAAGUAAAAAAGGUGCAACUGUUUUUUACCAAGUGGCUCAAGAACAAAUUAAAACAGUUUUUCAUAAUAAUGAUGUU
Scutellospora calospora is the source of this 291-nucleotide messenger RNA. Lineage: Eukaryota; Fungi; Glomeromycota; Glomeromycetes; Diversisporales; Gigasporaceae. The record is from the annotation of a GenBank genome assembly.